AUGCCUGAAACCCCUCAUCCCCUCAUCCACAUCAAUGCCUUCCCCGGUGCUGGAAAAUUGACAAUCGCCAAACAUCUUGUUGCCCUCUCAGCAAAUCUAAAGCUGAUCCACAACCACCUUCUCAUCAAUCCCGCUGACGCUGUCCUCCAUCGCACCCAACCAGGCUAUCAGUCUCUUCGGCGCGCUCUCCGCACCGCUAUCUUUACCUCCCUAGCAACUGAGCCUGCAACCUUCAAUACGACCUAUCUAUUCACCGAUUUUCAAACAACAAAUGAACAAGGUGCCAGUGUGUGUGCAGAAUAUGUGCAGGCCGCCAAGGAUCGAGGCUGUCUACUGAUUCCGAUUGUUCUGACGUGCGAUGAAGAUGAGAAUGUCAGACGCAUGACGCAGUUGGAGCGUGAAAAACAUGCAAAGCUUAUGGACAUAGAGCUACUAAAGAUAUUUCGAAAGGGAGCACCGAUUUUCGAGUUUAAUGAUAGGGAGGAGUUCCUAAAGAUCGAUGUGACUCAUCUGCAGCCAGAGGAGGUCACAAGGAUUAUCUGGGAGCAUGUCUUACUGUUUUAUCCAGGUUUGAGCGGUGGUGAGACUUGA
Messenger RNA from Penicillium griseofulvum, 591 nucleotides. RefSeq lists its product as uncharacterized. Bases 1 to 591 code for a protein of 196 amino acids. The transcript has a single exon. Lineage: Eukaryota; Fungi; Ascomycota; Eurotiomycetes; Eurotiales; Aspergillaceae. The record is from RefSeq and is a predicted model, not a curated record.